AUGAAGAUAUUGCUUCUUUCUCCCUUUACUUCUGCCCACUCUUUUUCCUUUAAACUCUCCUUUCAUUCUCUCCGUCUCUCUCUCUCCUGCCCGUUCCGUCUCUUUCUCUCUCCUGCCCGUUCCGUCUCUCACUCUCUCUCCUGCCCGUUCCGUCUCUCACUCUCUCUCCUGCCCGUUCCGUCUCUCACUCUCUCUCCUGCCCGUUCCGUCUCUCACUCUCUCUCUUGCCCGUUCCGUCUCUCCUCUCUCCCCCCGUUCAGUCUCUCCUCUCUCUCCUGCCCGUUCCGUCUCUCCUCUCUCUCCUGCCGUUCCGUCUCUCUCUCUCUCCUGCCCGUUCCGUCUCACUCUCUCUCCUGCCCGUUCCGUCUCUCCUCUCUCUCCUGCCCCGUUCCGUCUCUCCCUCUCUCUCCUGCCCGUUCCGUCUCUCACUCUCUCUCCUACCCCGUUCCGUCUCUCUCUCUCUCUCUCUCGCCCGUUCCGUCUCUCUCUCUCUCGCCCGUCCCGUCUCUCUCGCCCGUCCGUCUCUCUCUCUCUCUCUCUCUCGCCCGUUCGUCUCUCUCUCUCGCCGUCCCUCUCUCUCUCCCGUCCCGUCUCUCUCUCUCUCUCUCUCGCCCGUCCCGUCUCUCUCUCUCUCUCUCCCGUCCCGUCUCUCUCUCUCUCUCUCGUUCUCUCUCUCUCUCUCUCUCCGUCUCUCUCUCUCUCUCUCCCGUUCCGUCUCUCUCUCUCUCGCCCGUUCCGUCUCUCUCUCUCUCUCGCCCGUUCGUCUCUCUUUCUCUCUCUCUUGCCCGUUCCGUCUCUCUCUCUCUCUCCUGCCCGUUCCGUCUCUCUCUCUCUCUCCUGCCGUUCCGUCUCUCUCUCUCUCUGCCCGUUCCGUCUCUCUCUCUCUCCUCGUUCCGUCUCCUCUCUCUCCUGCCGUUCGUCUCUCUCUCUCUCUGCCCGUUCCGUCUCUCUCUCUCUCUGCCCGUUCGUCUCUCUCUCUCUCCCUGCCCGUUCCGUCUCUCUCUCUCUCUCCUGCCCGUUCCGUCUCUCUCUCUCUCUCGCCCGUUCCGUCUCUCUCUCUCUCGUCUCCGUUCCAUCUCUCUCUCUCUCCCGUCCCGUCUCGCCGUCUCUCUCUCUCUCUCUCUGCCCGUCCCGUCUCUCUCUCUCUCUCUCUCGUUCGUCCCUCUCUCGUCUCUCUCGUCUCUCUCUCUCUCUCGCCCGUUCGUCUCUCUCUCUCCCGCCCGUUCCGUCUCUCUCUCUCUCUCUCUCUCGCCCGUUCCGUCUCUCUCUCUCUCUCUCGCCCGUUCCGUCUCUCUUUCUCUCUCUCUUGCCCGUUCCGUCUCUCUCUCUUACCCGUUCGUCUCUCUCUCUCUCUCUCUCUCUUGCCCGUUCCGUCUCUCUCUCUCUCUCUUGCCCGUUCCGUCUCUCUCUCUCUCUCUUGCCCGUUCCGUCUCUCUCUCUCUCUUGCCCGUUCCGUCUCUCUCUCUCUCUCUUGCCCGUUCCGUCUCUCUCUCUCUCUUCCGUUCGUCUCUCUCUCUCUGCCCGUUCGUCUCUCUGUCUCUUGCCCUCUCUCUCUCUCUCUCGCCCGUUCUCUCUCUCUCUCUCGCCCGUUCCGUCUCUCUCUCUCUCUCUCCUGUUCCGUCUCUCUCUCUCUCGCCGUCCCGUCUCUCUCUCUCUCUCUCUCGCCGUCCCGUCUCUCUCUCUCUCUCUCGCCCGUUCGUCUCUCUCUCUCUCUCUCUCGCCCGUUCCGUCUCUCUCUCUCUCUCUCGCCCGUCCCGUCUCUCUCUCUCUCUCUCUCGCCGUUCCGUCUCUCUCUCUCUCUCUCUCUCUCUCUCUCGCCCGUUCCGUCUCUCUCUCUCUCUCUCUCUCUCUCGCCCGUUCCGUCUCUCUUGCCCCGUUCUCUCUCUCUCUCUCUCUGCCCGUUCCGUCUCUCUCUCUCUCUCUCGCCCGUUCCGUCUCUCUCUCCCGUUCCUCUCUCUCUCUCUCUUGCCCGUUCGUCUCUCUCUCUCUCUCUCUCUCUUACCCGUUCUCUCUCUCUCUCUCUCUUGCCCGUUCCGUCUCUCUCUCUCUCUCUCUCUCUUCCGUCUCUCUCUCUCUCUCUCUCUCUCCCGUUCUCUCUCUCUUGCCCGUUCGUCUCUCUCUCUCUCUCUCUCUCUCUUGCCCGUUCCGUCUCUCUCUCUCUCUCUUGCCGUUCCUCUCUCUCUCUUGCCGUUCGUCUCUCUCUCUCUCUCUUGCCCGUUCCGUCUCUCUCUCUCUCUCUUGCCCGUUCCGUCUCUCUCUCUCUCUUGCCCGUUCUGUCUCUCUCUCUCUCUCUCUUGCCCGUUCCGUCUCUCUCUCUCUCUCUUGCCGUUCCGUCUCUCUCUUGCCCGUUCCGUCUCUCUCUUGCCCGUUCCGUCUCUCUCUGCCUUGCCGUUCGUCUCUCUCUUGCCCGUUCCGUCUCUCUCUCUUGCCCGUUCCGUCUCUCUCUCGCCCCUUCGUCUCUCUCUCUCUCUCUCUCGCCCUUCCGUCUCUCUCUCUCUCUCUUGCCCCUUCCGUCUCUCUCUCUCUGCCCGUUCGUCUCUCUCUCUCUGCCCGUUCCGUUCUCUCUCUCUCUCUCUCGCCCCUUCCGUCUCUCUCUCUCUCUCUCGCCCCUUCCGUCUCUCUCUCUCUCUCGCCCCUUCCGUCUCUCUCUCUCUUUCUCCUCCUCCUCCUGUGUUGCUUGUAUUCCUUUAUCCCUCUUCCCUAUCUAUCUUCCCCUUUCUAUACCCUAUUCCUUCCCUUCUCACUUUACCUCACACACCCCUACCUUUUUCUUAUUCUCUGCAAAGACCUCCAGGUUACCCUAUAUCCUCAGGUGCCUUCUCCGGGCCUUACCCUCCCUCAUUAAUCAACACAUCUACGUUAUCACGAUUUGGUCCUCCCAGUCUGUUACCACCCCCAGGCUUACCCCACCCUGGAAUUCCUCAUCCGGCAAUUGUCACAACAGGACCAAAACAAGAAGUGAUGUCACAUAGCCAAGAUAAUCAUAGAGAUGCCAUUUUUCCCGAAUUAGCCAGAAAUCCAGAAUUUUAUGAAUUCUGGAGAAAGUCCGCUUCUGAUUAUGGAAUUGUUUUGAAUAUUUUUCCUUUUUUAACCCAAGAAAAAAAAAUUAUCCUUAAUUUUUCUAUUCUUUUCUUUUUUCUUCCUUUUUCUCUCCUCUCUUAUUUUUCACCUUCUCUUCCUUCCUUUUUUUCUCCUUACCACCCUGCUUCCCUUUUUUCCCCCACUUCCUUUUUUUAUGCCUUUGCUACCUCCUUCUUUUUCCUCUUCCUUUCCCUUUUUACUCUGUCCUCCUUCCCCACCAUCGCCCUUUCCUCCCUCUCCCCAUCUCCUUUCCUCCAUCCCCCUUUCCUCCAUUGCACUCCACUUUCCUCAUUUCCCUUACUUUUUCUUUCCCUCUCUCCUCUUUCUUUCCCUCUUCCUUCCCUUCUCCCAUUCCUCUUCCCCUCUUCAAUCUCCUUAUUCUUCACCCAUCUUUAUCCCCCUUUUCUCCUCUCUUCCCUCUUUCGUUCUCUCUCUUUUCUUUUCCUCCUUCCUUUUUUUUUCAUUCUUCUUUCUUGUCAUUUUCUACUUCUCCCCAUUUUUCUCUUCCCAUAUUCUUUCAUUCGUCCUUUAUUCUUCUCUUUCCUUUUAAUUAUUUUUCAUCUUUCAAAAUGGCAUCUCUUUUUAAGAAUCUUAAAACUCAAUAAAAUCUCAAUUCUUUUCUGUUUUCAACCAAAAUAUAAAUCAUAA
Acanthosepion pharaonis is the source of this 3729-nucleotide messenger RNA. Lineage: Eukaryota; Metazoa; Mollusca; Cephalopoda; Sepiida; Sepiidae. The record is from the annotation of a GenBank genome assembly.